Styela clava is the source of this 890-nucleotide messenger RNA. RefSeq lists its product as uncharacterized. The record is from RefSeq and is a predicted model, not a curated record. NCBI's taxonomy places the organism in Eukaryota, Metazoa, Chordata, Ascidiacea, Stolidobranchia, Styelidae.
AUACCAUAUUAUCCGCAUUUGUUUUUAGUCUGCUCUUCCUGCUUUUGUAUUUACUUUCCGUAAUAAACUUGACCAAGAUGUAUAUUUCUACAUUUUUUGCUUUUUCCAUUGUUUGUCUCGCUGUGGGAGUUUCGUCGGAUUGUUUCAAAUUGCCUGGAUGUACAGACGGAGUGACACAUCAAAUAUAUGAGAAUGGUUACAGGUGGAAACCAAGAGGGCAUCCAUGUUACAGCUGCAAAUGCUACCAAUCGAGGCAAUACGUGCUUGGUUGUCAAGUCAUUGCAGAUAAAGUGAAAGUAAAAAAAUCCGAAUAUUCGGCUGCUUUUGGACAAAUAUCAUUCCUUCCUGCUGAAGAGGUCGAAAUUCGGGAAGAAGAAAUUGCCAAUAUUACAUGCGAAACCUUACCAUUGCCCGCUUAUGAUCCAGUAACUCAAGAACUGGAAUCAAUAACUUAUCAAAACGUAUAUUAUUUCUACACUUACAAAAGAACACACUGCUGUAGUAGAUUUGAUUCAUAUGAUAAUCUUCAUCCGUCAUGUAUGGCUGUGCCUGUAGGAGAAUGCAAGACCAGAAUUGUUCAAAGAGGCGAUCCUAAUAAACUCUGUGAAGAGCCCUACAACGUGUUAGGAAAGUGAACCAAUAAUAAAAACACUGUAUAAAAUAUUGCUUUUUACAUCGAUACGGUUCUUUCAGAAAGUUUUUAAAACUUCCACUACAUUUUAAAUAAUUUCCUCGUUUGUUCCUGUUUUUUUUUUUCGAUUGUUAGCCUCGUUUUGACUUUUGAUAAAAUUCAUUUUCCUAAUUAUAAUUUUGCUAUUGAUAUUUUAGAUUCAUUUAAUUAACUUCUCAUUGUAUAUAUGUUAAAUUUUGAAGAAUAAAUUAUAUAAAAU